Messenger RNA from Raphanus sativus (radish), 2664 nucleotides. Its product is annotated as rab GTPase-activating protein 22. Gene Ontology annotation, biological process: activation of GTPase activity. The coding region runs from base 190 to 2313 and encodes 707 amino acids. Lineage: Eukaryota; Viridiplantae; Streptophyta; Magnoliopsida; Brassicales; Brassicaceae. The record is from RefSeq and is a predicted model, not a curated record. Gene Ontology annotation, molecular function: GTPase activator activity. The transcript is spliced from 11 exons.
UUAAAUUUUCCGCAUUAGUAACUAAUCCUAAACAAACAAAUAAAUAAAUAAAAAUUGAGAGAGAGACGAGAAAGCAAAAAAGGAUCAAACUUUACGUCUACCCAUGAAAAAAUGGAGAUCGGAGAAGAUCAUCCUCCUCCAUAACCAUUGACCCUUAAGAAGAGUUUGUGAAGUGUGUGUGAGGGACUGAUGUGUUCUGGUGGAGAAGGGAAACAAUGGAGCUGUGGAAAAGCGGGAGUUGUGAGUUUGCAGAAAGUUGGAUCUUUGGUUCGAGAUUUGAGCGAGCCUUGUCUUUCCCAAUCCCACAUUCAGAUUGGCAAAAUGCUUAAGCCAGAGAAGUGGCAAUCGUCUUUUGAUAGCGAAGGAAGAGUUUCUGGUUUCCAAAAGGCCCUCAAGUUAAUUAUCUUAGGGGGAAUCGAUCCGUCUAUUAGAGCUGAGGUUUGGGAGUUUUUACUUGGCUGUUAUGAGCUGAGCAGCACCUCUGAGCACCGUAACCAACUCAGGGAUGCUCGAAGGAAACGGUACAAUGACUUGCUCAAGCAAUGCCAGACGAUGCAUUCAAGCGUGGGAACUGGUUCGCUUGCCUAUGUCGUGGGUUCCAAAGUCAUGGAUAUGCGGAAGUCUUAUAGAGAUGAGGCCGUCAAGGUUGCUACUACUACUACAGAUGAAAACAGAGAAGAAGAUCAUGAUAAUGCUAAUACUGAAGACCAUCAGAGUGAUUGGAGUAAUAAUAAUAACGGUGGUGCUGAUACAUCUCAUGUACAACACAGAAGAGGGAGUUCUAGCGAGUCUGUUGAUUUAGCAAGCGGUAGAGAAAGUCCAGAGAGCGUAGUGUACAACACUUCCUCUUUCGUGUCUGCUUCCAGUCCGUAUGGCUUUCCUUCUUCCCCUGACGGUUACUUUGACUUCCCCUCGCUGCCGGUUACAGAUUUGUUUGGAAGGAACAGUUUAGAUCAGAUAGAGGUUUCUACUCCGGACAAGGAUGCUUCAUUGCACAGAGAGUUAAGAUCUUCUGCUGCUAAUAAGAAUGCUGACUUAGUUAGAGAACAACAAAGGUCUACUUCAGAGAUCGAAGUGAUGCCUCCGGAGUCUGUUGCAUCAGUAAAAGAGACUCCCUCUGGUGUGGGGAAUGUCACAGAAGAUAGAGUGUCUGAAUGGCUUUGGACGUUGCAUCGAAUAGUUGUUGAUGUGGUAAGGACAGAUGGCCACCUAGAGUUCUACGAGGAUCCAGGAAACCUAGGAAGAAUGUCUGAUAUCCUUGCGGUUUAUGCUUGGAUUGAUCCUUCAACUGGUUAUUGCCAAGGAAUGAGUGAUUUAGUCUCUCCAUUCGUGGUUCUUUUUGAAGAUAACGCUGAUGCCUUUUGGUGCUUUGAAAUGCUCAUAAGAAGAACGAGAGCGAAUUUUCAAAUGGAGGGACCAACUGGAGUGAUGGAUCAGUUGCAAUCACUGUGGCACAUACUGCAACUCACAGAUAAAGAUAUAUUCUCUCACUUGACGCGUAUUGGUGCUGAGAGUCUUCACUUUGCCUUCCGUAUGCUUUUAGUACUCUUCCGGCGAGAACUGUCUUUCAAUGAAGCUCUCAGAAUGUGGGAGAUGAUGUGGGCAGCUGAUUACGAUGAAUCUGUUGCUGAAACUCUGGAGAAUGAUUGCUUGGAGCCUCUGGUGAUUCAGACUCCUAGUAAAUCCAGACCUGAAGUGAGUGAGGAAACCAUAUAUGAUAGUAUAAAGAGAGAACCAGCAUCUUCGAAGAGCGGACCAAUUUCAAAGAGCAGCGGUUUGUUGUCUAUGAGCGGUCUGCUGCCGAAGAGUGGUCCUUUGCCAAAGACCACUGGUCCGCUCUCUGAGGAGAGUGGGAUGAAGUCAACAUCAUCCUCCUCCUCUUCCACAUAUCACUUCUGUGGUUUGACAAGAAGUCUUUGGUCAAGGAACGGUAGAACAACCACACAUGCCCCUUGUGUAGUCUCAUCUAUCAGGAAAGGGGAUGAUGCUCUUCCUGUCUUUUGUGUGGCGGCGAUUUUGAUUAUGAAUCGACAUAAGAUCAUGAAAGAAACUCGCUCCAUUGAUGACAUGAUACAGAUUUUCAACGAUAAGGUUCUUGUGUUUAGCGUGAGGAGAUGCGUACGCACAGCCAUUAAACUUCGUAGGAGAUACAUGUACAAGAGUCAGGUAAUCAAGACCAAGAGCCACACUCAGUCUCAGAAUCAAAACGAGGUUCAGAUCCACCAUCAAACUCAUAUGGAGAGCCAGAAGCUGGAAGAGACUCAAGGUGCAAGCCAGAGGCAAACACAAAGUUCACAUCAUAGUGGUGACUAGUCAGACUCCACUUAUUAACAGUAUAAUAAGAUAAAACUAAAAGAAGAAGAACAGUUUUGGCACUAUGAAGAGACUCUGAGAAGCUUGUGACAUUGAAUCGCUUGGCACUAGACAAACUGAGACUCAUAAUCAAAGAGGUUAGACAAAUAAAAAUUUUAUCUCUCUUUUUCCUGCAUGAACAGUUUUUAUUGCAUAACCUUUUAUACUUUAAAAUGUGAAUAUCAGAAAAUUUUAUACUUAGAAAGCAAACACAACAAGAAUCAUAUCUUCUUUAAGCUAUUAUAGAGAAGCCUUUUUCAUGGCUGAUGACAAUGUAAUAAUGACAAUAAAAAUCUAUAUGUUUCCUCUUUA